AUGAAGAUCGAAACCGCAAACAAGGAAAAUGAUGAUGAUGAAAUUUGCAGCCAAAAGCAUUCAAUAAAAGGUUCAGAUGAACAACGAACACCAUGGCCAUCGGUUUGUCUUAGCUUUCUGGUACAAACGCUGAACGGUAUUCAAUUUUCAAUCUACAUAACUUCUAUGUGGCCAUAUCUUACGACGCUAGAACCAAACGCGGGUCUAUCAUUCUUUGGUUGGAUAAUGUCGAUAUACAGUAUUGGGCAAAUGUUUUCAAGUUGGAUUUUCGGCUUUUGGAACCAGAAGACGAUGUCCACAAAGCAUCCGGCAGCAUUUGGCCUUGCCUUUACCGCACUUGGCAAUGUUAUAUAUGGUCUUUUGCCAUUGCUUCCAUCUUAUCAAGCUUGGUUUAUGCUCAUGGCUCGCUUCUUGGCAGGGUUUGGUUCAGGUACACUGAGCGUUAUACGUUCCUACUGUGCUAUGGCAAGCGUGGCUAAAGAUAGGGCAAAAGUUAUGUCCUUAGCUGUCGGAUCAUUCGUUUUGGGUUUAUCAUUAGGCCCAAGCAUUCAGUCUAUAUUCAUUCCUAUUGGCAAAGAUGGCAUUUCUAUUGGUCCGAUAAUACUUAACAUGUACACUGCACCAGCAUUUUUGAUGGUUUUCAUUUCACUUGGCUCAAUAUUUUUGCUGAUGUUUUGUUUCGUCGAACGCUAUUCUGGAAUCAUCUCCAGUGAAGAAAAAUCAGAUCCUUAUCUAGUAAUUCCGAAGUUUGACCGCAUCGCUGCUGUCGUUUGUAUCUACUUAUAUUUCUUACUACAACUAGCAGGAACUAGUCUGGAAGUAAUGUCAACCCCGCUAACAAUUUCUUUAUACAACUGGCCAAAUGCAAAAGCACUGUUUUAUAACGGUACCCUUCAGACGAUUGCUUGCAGUAUCGAUAUUGUAGUUUACCUUCUUAUAAGUUUUUCUCGACUUGGAUCUUUGGACAAAAGAAUCAUGCUUCUCAUUAGUCUAUCAUGCUUUAUUAUCUAUCAGAUCUUUACUUUGCCAUGGCCUUUUUACGAGGGUCCUUUGGAUUAUAUUGAACUCGGUAAUUUUGAUGCUUGUGUCACGUAUUCUCCUAAUUCGACAGUAGAAGAUACAGCUUACUCUGGUGGUUGUUAUCGUCGAUACGCAUGGUGUGCUCAUACAAAACGGGUCCCACUACCAAUUUACGCUUUUGGAUACACAAUUGUUCUCGCUAUUGCAUUUCCAUUCUUGGCCGCUCCAGUUGGAAUCUUGUUUUCUGAAGUUCUCGGACCACGUAAACAAGGAGUAAUGCAAGGUGUUAAUGAAAUUGGUGGCUGUAUUGCUCGAUGUAUUACGCCAAUUAUACAGUCCAUGUUAUUUGAAAGUUCGGGUUAUAUUUUUCCUGUCUUGAUGAACCUGACGUUGUUAGCAGCUGGGCUUUUAUCAAUGAUUGUUUUUUACGGCAGGAUGACGCCACUAAAAAUGAAACCUAACAUUGGGGUUGCAACUCCAUACAAAAAGGGUGUUUUCUACCGGUUUUAG
This is a messenger RNA of Enterobius vermicularis (human pinworm), 1530 nucleotides long. The record is from the annotation of a GenBank genome assembly. Lineage: Eukaryota; Metazoa; Nematoda; Chromadorea; Rhabditida; Oxyuridae.